AUGCGCCCCACGAACGAUAUUCGUGAUCGCAAAUCGCGAUUAUCGGAUUCAGAUAAUACGAACUCAAAGCUUGAAAAUGACAAGAAGACUCCGAGGGCUCUUUUAUCAAGCUCUUCUGCCACUGGCAAUCCUCGAAACAAAACAGCUUUGGCUCCUGGACACUCUCUAAUGGAUUGGAUACGGUUAGGAAAUUCUGGAGUUGACUUAUCUGGUACCAAAGGUAAAAUUAUUCGAGUAAAUAAAGCAGAACUUUGCAAACAUGCAUCUGCAGAUGAUCUUUGGCUGGCAAUUAGGGGUCAAGUUUUUAAUGUAACGAGGUAUUUAAGUUUUCAUCCAGGAGGACAUGAAGAAUUAAUGCGAGGUGCAGGUAAAGAUGCUACUGCACUUUUUGAUGCUGCUCAUGCUUGGGUAAAUUAUCAGACAAUACUGCAGAAGUGUGUUAUUGGACCCUUGGUUUCAGAUAUACCAUCUCCCCUAGACGAAUUAAAUUUUAGCAGUAAAAAUAUGUUGAGGCGACCAAGAUUGCCUCAGGAGUUCUUGCAACGAUUUGGUAAUCACAUUACAAUAUGCCAAGGAGUACUUUAA
This is a messenger RNA of Ctenocephalides felis (cat flea), 585 nucleotides long. RefSeq lists its product as uncharacterized. Gene Ontology annotation, biological process: generation of precursor metabolites and energy; superoxide metabolic process. The transcript is spliced from 2 exons. The record is from RefSeq and is a predicted model, not a curated record. Gene Ontology annotation, cellular component: endoplasmic reticulum. Lineage: Eukaryota; Metazoa; Arthropoda; Insecta; Siphonaptera; Pulicidae. Bases 1 to 585 code for a protein of 194 amino acids. Gene Ontology annotation, molecular function: heme binding.